AUGUCGGACGCUGCUCCAGCUCUCCUUGUUAUCCUGAUCACCAUCCUUUUACCACCUGUCGGCGUGUAUCUCGUCGCCGGCUGCGGAGCCGACCUCUUUAUCAACAUCUGCCUUACUCUCCUGGGCUAUAUUCCUGGCCACAUCCACGCCUUCUAUGUCGAAUAUGUUUACUUUGACCGCCGAGAACGUGCAAGACACGGCCAGCUUGCUGGCCGUCCCGCACCUGGGGUCUACGCGGAUCGAGUGCAGAAUGGUGGAUUCCAAGGGUACGGCACGAUGUGA
Capronia epimyces CBS 606.96 is the source of this 282-nucleotide messenger RNA. RefSeq lists its product as uncharacterized. The transcript is spliced from 2 exons. The record is from RefSeq and is a predicted model, not a curated record. The coding region runs from base 1 to 282 and encodes 93 amino acids. NCBI's taxonomy places the organism in Eukaryota, Fungi, Ascomycota, Eurotiomycetes, Chaetothyriales, Herpotrichiellaceae. Gene Ontology annotation, cellular component: membrane.